This is a messenger RNA of Mycena citricolor, 852 nucleotides long. The record is from the annotation of a GenBank genome assembly. NCBI's taxonomy places the organism in Eukaryota, Fungi, Basidiomycota, Agaricomycetes, Agaricales, Mycenaceae.
UUAAGGCCUAUAGGACGAACACUGUCUAUCUGUUCUUUUUGUCAUCUGCCGCUGUCAUCUUUGCCCUCUCCCGGCCGAUGAUCGUCAAGAAGCCAAAGGAGGCGCCAGUGUUUAACGCCGCCAUCCUUGUCCAUACCGCCAUCAUCCUCGCCUUUGUCUUCUCCGUCCUCAUCACCGCACCUAUUUUUGGGAACAAUGUGCAGUGCAACACGUCGGCAUCUGCCGUGAUGUUCCGACCGUUUCCAUUCCUUCAGACCGGCCGCAUCAUCUCGUUCAUCAUCACGGGCGUUUCUGCAGUCUUAUUUAUUGGGAUGAUCAUACGUGACUAUACGAACAUUUCGCAGAUAGUGAAACGGGCGGGCAAGCGUCUGCCGGGGGAGAAUCCCGUGUCCGCGGAAGAACGGCAUCCAAUGACGACCCCCCCGCGCAGUAUGUCUCAGUCGAAGAUCCGCCCACCCCGGCACACUGCAGGGGAGGUUGGGAUACCUCGUCCUGGGCGUCCUUCCAGCUACGACGACAAAAACCCUUAUGCGUUGCCAGUCGAUUGGAAUCUGCUGAUUAGACUGAUUGCGCUCUCCAUGUUAUGGCUCGUCGGCGUCCUGAAUAUCGAACUCUUGAUCAGGUUCAAUUUUCCCUCGACGACUGCUCAGGCUGCGUGGCAAUUCGGCCAGAUUCUAGCCAUACUUUUGGUCAUCAUACCUCUUCGCGAUUUGAUCAGAGCCUUCAAGGAACAUGGAAUCCGUCCAAAGAGAACUGAGAACGUGACUGUUGCGUCUCGCGUAUAAUGGAGAGGAUAGAUUACUGACUGAAGAGGCAUUGUAUUUACAUAUGUCAUGCAUCACUGAGUGAACG